Molecule: messenger RNA, 1101 nt
Organism: Oryza brachyantha (malo sina)
Lineage: Eukaryota; Viridiplantae; Streptophyta; Magnoliopsida; Poales; Poaceae
Exons: 1
Coding region: 84-806 (240 amino acids)
Source: RefSeq, a predicted model, not a curated record
CGUCCACACUACACCUUAUCACUUCACUAUACUACUUCGCUCGCGCGCGCACUGGUAUUAGUGCAACGCACUUCACUUCGUCCAUGGAGGAGGAGGACGACGACUUCACGUUUCCGGCGGCGGCGGCAGCGCUGCCACGGAGCUGCCAGGAGGACGGCCUCGGCCUCGGCCUCCUCUGGCCGCGGCUUCCCAGCGCCGCCUCCACUGCUGCUACUGCUGCUGCUCUCUGGCCAUUCUCGUCUAAUUCCUCGUCGUCGUCGUCCGGCACGGCGGAGGAGGAGGACGCGCCAGCGGCGUCGGGCGGGAGCAGCGGUCGUGUGGCGGCACGGCGCGGCGAGGUGGGGGAGGGGGAGGAGGAGCGGAUGGACAUGCUGUGGGAGCACGAGCGCGCGGCCGCCGGCGAGGAGAGGAUGGACCUGCUGUGGGAGGACUUCAACGACGAGCUCCUCCUGCAGCUGCGGCGCCUGCAGCGCGCGGGCAGCGGAGGGGCGGCUGGGACCGGGGCGCCGUCGUUAGCUGACAACGACGGCCGCCACUCACCGCCGCCGGCGGACGAGGAGGAGACGUCGUCGUCCCCAGGGGGAGGGCUGUACGGGUGCGCGCCGACGAUGCUGAGGGCGUCCUCGCGUGCUGGCGCCGUGGGGCAAUUCUACGGCGGCCGUGGCCGUGGCGGCGGCCGGAGCAGGGCGACCGGGUGGGAGCUACUGCUGCGGCUCUUCCGGAAGCUCUUCGCCGUCGACAAGUCGUCGCCGCCGCCGUGCCAACACCACCACCGCCGCCGCCACGGGAGCAUCUACGUGCCAUGACCAUGAUUGGCCAGCUAGCGCGGCCGAAAUGAUCGCGGAUUCGCAGCAAGAGUAAACUAAUUAAUAACCCCAUUUCGUGUGUAAUUACGUGCAAAUAUCUGCAGCUCCAGUGUUUUCUUUCCCCUUUUCAAAAUUAAAUGCACAGCGUGCAUAGUCAAAUAUCAGGAUUUGAAUUGAAUUCAGUUUAAAUUUCUUUUUCUUCAUCCGUAAACAUGCAAGGUCAAACAAAGAUAGCAUCUUAUCUUUGGUGUGAAUAUACAUAUAUGGACAUUGGACCUAACACUAAUUAUUACUU